This is a messenger RNA of Kockovaella imperatae, 1260 nucleotides long. Its product is annotated as peroxisomal membrane anchor protein conserved region-domain-containing protein. The record is from RefSeq and is a predicted model, not a curated record. The transcript is spliced from 4 exons. Gene Ontology annotation, molecular function: signaling receptor binding. Bases 69 to 1169 code for a protein of 366 amino acids. Gene Ontology annotation, biological process: protein import into peroxisome matrix, docking. Lineage: Eukaryota; Fungi; Basidiomycota; Tremellomycetes; Tremellales; Cuniculitremaceae. Gene Ontology annotation, cellular component: peroxisomal importomer complex; peroxisomal membrane.
CAAAAAUCAUUCCAUCAGUAUCUUCGACAGUAUUACUGAUCCAUCCAUCGAACCCAGUCCCGUUCGUGAUGUCUUCAGGCAGCUCCAAUAACCGUCAGGACCUGAUCCAAAAUGCCAUCCUUUUCCUGAACGAUCCCAAAGUCCAAUCAUCUACCCUCGCCUCCAAGAUCACCUUUCUCGAAACGAAGGGAUUGAACGAAUCAGAAAUCCAAGAAGCCCUCGCCAGGGCUCCUAGCGAGGAGAGCAGCGGGCAGAAUGGAGCAUCUUCUUCGUCAGCGUCGACUUUCAGGCCUUAUGGAUAUACGAAUCACAAUCAGCGGUACGGUGGUCCACCGUAUGAGUACAGCACGAUGCCUCUUCCUCCCCGGCGCGACUGGAGGGAUAUAUUCAUCGUGGCUGUGAUAUCGGGUGGGUUUGCGUAUGGCCUGACGGCUCUAGCAAGGAAAUACCUCUUACCGCAUCUUCAACCACCAUCAACAACGUCCUUCCAGCAGACAUCUCAGGAUCUCACGUCUUCCUACGAUGAAGCUGCUCAAUUGUUACGCGAGUUGUCAGAUCAAACAAACCAAUUGCAAACUUCGCUAGAGAAUGACAGGGAGAGGAUAGACAAGGUCGUCGAUGACGUAGAAUUGGCAGUGAAGAGCGUUAAGGAUGGUGAAGAGCGCUGGAGAGAAGAAAUGAGGGAUAUGAGAGGUGAAGUGGAUAGUUUAAAGGAUUUGGUGCCCAGGGGCAAGCCCUGGUUCAUCCACAACACUCAUACCGUGGCUUCGCCUCUGCUUUCCUUGCUGACCCAGUCUCAGGUGAUGGAGAAGCACGCGUCGAACCAAUCUUCAGCACUGUCAGAAUUGCAGAACGAACUUCGAUCCCUCAAGACCUUACUACAAUCGCGUCAAUUGCAGUCGAGCACCGAUGCAAAUGGCGGGAUAUCAAGUCCAAAUGGGACUAGCAACGGCUCACCGAUAUCCUCCACUCGAGCAGCUGCCAAUGCCCUCCUGGGACCCAGCAAGAGAGGAAUACCCGCCUGGCAGCUGGCUUCGUCCUCGUCCACGACGAAUGGAGAUCGGACCCAAGAGGGCAGUGCGGGAUCAGCGAGUGAAUCUUCCUCGUUGGCUGCCAGUGGUGUCUUGGACAGGUCGGAGGUCAAUGGAGAAUCCAAGGAGACGCAGUGACCUAGCCAGUCGGACGAUGAGAGCGGCGAAGGUUCAAGCAAGUCUUUAACGUUAAAUCGUAAAUGCACGCAAUGCAGGUGGGAUACAGAUA